This is a messenger RNA of Blastomyces gilchristii SLH14081, 2917 nucleotides long. Its product is annotated as mitochondrial import receptor subunit TOM40. The transcript has 3 exons. NCBI's taxonomy places the organism in Eukaryota, Fungi, Ascomycota, Eurotiomycetes, Onygenales, Ajellomycetaceae. Bases 200 to 1258 code for a protein of 352 amino acids. Gene Ontology annotation, biological process: protein import into mitochondrial matrix. Gene Ontology annotation, cellular component: mitochondrial outer membrane translocase complex; mitochondrial outer membrane. The record is from RefSeq and is a predicted model, not a curated record. Gene Ontology annotation, molecular function: transmembrane protein transporter activity.
CCUGGAAACAAUAUCACCAUCCUCCGAGCAAAGGUUUUGUUAUACGCCAAUAGCUCCAUUGCUCCCGGGCUGCCUUUACUACUGAGACCUUUCUAUUUUAUUUCGCCUCAUUCCCUUCUGUUCAUUGUAGAGGCGGCCCUCGAAUUCCUUUUUAUUUUUAUUGUCUUAAAUUGAACCCUCCGUGUCCUUCCCGCCCAAUAUGUCCGACGCCCUCGCUUUCCUCUCAGAUAACUCUGUAGUCGACGCCCUCAAAGAUGCAUAUAGUUCAUUCUCCGCCCGAAGGGAAGCGCUGGGCUUGUCCAAUCCAGGAACCGUAGAGAAUGUCUCCAGAGAAGUCCAAAAGGAUGUCCUGCUCUCCAAUUUCAUGUUCACAGGCCUCCGGGCAGAUCUGACAAAGGUCUUCGGCAUGUCUCCUCUUUUCCGCGUCUCCCACGCCUUCACAAUGGGUUCGCAGCAAGGAACCCUGCCUCCGUAUGCCUUUUCUUCCAUGUUCGGAUCUCCUAAGGUCUUCCUACAAGGAAACCUCGGUAGUGAUGGAGCCCUUGCCGCCGUCGCCAACUACAGAUGGAACUCCGCAUGGGUUACAAAGACAAACACCCAGAUAAUGCCCGGAAGUGCGCAGGGUUUGAUCCAGAUUGACAACGACUACACCGGCGCAGACUUCUCCGCGUCUCUCAAGGCCUUCAACCCAUCCUUCCUAGAAGGCGGCAUCACCGGAAUAUUCGUCGGAAGCUAUCUUCAAUCCGUCACCCCGAGCCUCGCAUUGGGUCUUGAGGCCAUGUGGCAGCGACAGGGCCUCAGCGUCCCGCCCGAAACCGCUCUGUCCUAUUGCGCCAAGUACAAGGGAGAUGAUUGGAUUGCCAGUGCCCAGCUUCAAGCUCAAGGCGUCAUCAAUGCCUCGUACUGGAAGAAGCUGUCUGAUAAGGUUGAGGCCGGCGUUGAUAUGAACCUCCAGUUCGCCCCUAGCCCCUCGGGAUUGAUGGGUGACAUCCGCAAAGAGGGCACCACGACUGUCGGAGCCAAAUACGAAUUCAGAGCAUCUACCUUCCGCGCACAAAUCGAUAGUGCUGGCAAGCUGAGCUGUCUCUUGGAAAAGCGCGUCGCCAUGCCUAUCUCUUUGACUUUCGCUGGAGAGAUUGAUCAAGUCAAGCAACAAGCCAAGAUCGGUCUCGCCGUCUCCUUCGAAAUGGCCUCGGAAGAGCUGAUGGAGCAGCAAGAAUCCGGCGAAAUGCCCAACGUUCCAUCCCCGCCAUUCUAAGUUUGAAAAGCCCCGAUGCAUUCCCGUCCAAUCGCAUGACAUGAGAAGGACAAGAAACUAGAUGACCAAAAAGCAAGACAAGGAAAACAAAUCCUAAUCGCAAUGCUCCUCUACACGACCCUGCUCCUAUCAUCAUCUCUCCUUUCUGCUACCAACCUCCGAAAACCACCCCCCUUCACAUCUCACCACCGAAUUAACCUUCCCCUUCCAACCCCGUGUUUUAAUAGCUCUAUCAUAUCUUCACUCUUCGUCCCACACACCAUCUACACCCCACAUCCACAUCUAUCUACGUGUACAUCUAUCCACCCGUCCCAAAUCCCUUAGCAGCAUUGUGGGUAACUGGCGCAGAAGUGAAACGCCUCCACCAUCCACACUUCUGAUUCUCGAGACCAUUAUUUUUUAAAGAGAUUUCGUCAUUCUGCGCGUGUCCUUUGUUUCAUUUUAGUUUAUUAUUUUUUUCCCCGUCUUCCUUUUCCGUUUUCCAUUGUCUACUUCUUUUUUUUUGUGUAUAUCCAAGAUGGCUUGAAUUACCUAUCCCUAGGGGCUAGGGACUAGGGACUAGGGCAGCAACAAAAUAAAAAGAUAUAAUCUAUUUCCAAGAAACCAUUUCCAUUUCCAUCUGUUCAUUACGAUUUCCAAUAUUCUAUCUAUAGACAUGUUUCCCCUUCCGUCUUUUUAUCCCCUCCGCUUCCCAUUUCCCAAUGGUGGCUUUGGUUUCUGCUUUCGUCAGCUGUUUCUGUUUCUGUGUCUGCGUCUGUGUCUGUGUCCGCGUCUUGGGUGCGCGUACGUAUUUCCCUCCGUCCGUGUGUCGCGCAAUUGUCCCGCAUCCAUGAUUCAUCGCCUGUCGUGUUCCUGAAACGCCAAGUCUUUACUCCAUGCUCCCUAACGUCGAAUACAUUCCGUAUUGUCAAAAGGGCGAGUUCAGCCUGGAUUGAUUCAAUGAAAGAAUCCAGCUUAUGAGCCUACCUCCCUUCUCCUCCGCUUUUCUUAUGCUAGCUUACGUUUUGAAGCGGGAAACCUACCCCAUCCAGACAUCCACUAUAUAUAGGCUCCGUAAAAGACAAAUGCAGUUUCGUGCCCGUCAAUUCCGCCUUUUGGGAUGAUUUUGGAUUGAACUGAGGAGAAAGGGAGGACCGCUUGAGGAGUAAAAGAAAAAAAAAAAAAAAAAAAAAAAAAAAAAAAAAAAAAAAAUAGAAAGAAAUAAAGAAAGAAAGAAAAAGGGAAAGGGGCAAGAACCUUUUGUCCGGUGUAAAAUAUUACAGUUCUCUCCUCAAGUUAAGUACGGCAAAGAAUUAGACGAAAUAAUAAUAUAUGAUUAGCGCUGGGGGUUUGAAUCCACAUCCAACCAAUCCUUUCAACAUAGAUAUUUAGGACAGACAGCUCUAGCAAUAAUGGGUUUGGGUAUGCAUAUCAGGAUAUACCAUUGAACCGCCAUUAGCUUACUCCAUAUAUCCCCUCUGUCGUAGUGGAAACAUUUGCCCGUACAGAACAAGUGACGUAGCAACGAGCACGGGUGGACGGAUGGACGGGGGUGCUCAAAGCUCUGUACUCCGUAAUGUAAAAGCAAACUUCCAAUUGUUAGUUAGGGUGUAAAACUCCAGCUUAAAACAUAUAUAUAUAUAUCACCGAGAUUAUUUAGUUUACAUAGUUAACUAUCUC